CGCAUUAUUCAUUUUAAAACGAUUUACGUUGUGUUUAGUAACUGGCCGCAUUCCGUAUCGUAUUCGUGUGUGUGCUGUGAAUUACCAUUUAGUGUGUUUUAAAUUACUCUCCUAGUGAUUCGUUUUAUUCUAAAAUAAUUUAACAAUUGACAUCUAGUCCUAUUUUUUAAUAUUUUUGAAACUGAAGAGUUUUAACGAAUUAUAUGAAACAAUUAUAUUUUUUAUGUAUAUAAUUUCGUGCAAAAUGAUUACUUUAUAAACGUUAUGGAAACUGACGUGAGUCAAGACUUUGAAGAUUACUGGAAUGAAUACAAGAUCAUCCAAGAGACCAGACAACUAGACAGCUACUUAGACGAAGAAUGUCCACCAGAGCAAGAAAUCACUGGUUCUCAUUUACAGGAUGGAGCUAUUGAAGCUGAGUGGUUAUCAUCCGUUGGCUUAUCAUUUUUAACCGAGGCAUUUGAAAAUGGCUGUGAGGUACCAGACUCUGAAUUAGAACCAGCCAUCACACAUUUGUCAAGCCGACAGGCUGACGCCGUAAGACUGAGAGUUCGCUCACUGAAUCAUACUGUACGACAGCGGGGAAGGCAAUUAAAAGCAAGACAUAAAAAACCUGAUAUAAGGGAUGUAUUUCGUGAUAUUGAAAGUUUGAGUUCUAGUUCAAGAUCCAGAAGUGCUACCCCGGAUUCCGAAUCUAACAGUCCACCUAUGUCAUGGUCUCAAACAGAAAUAACAACACCAAUACCAAAGUUCAUAGAUCCUAACAUUGACUUGAAAUAUUUUUCCAAAAAAGAUGUUCAUCGAAUGCCCAGUGCCCCAGUUCUCCCAACUCGAGAUAUAUUUCGUCGAAGUAAUCGUUACAACAAUGGAGUUGUUGCUUCUGAAGAUGAUGGUAUAACAAUGGUUGGUUUUCAACGCCUUGGUACUGUUCGGGGUUUUAAAUUUGAACAGAGACCGAUACCUGUAAUUAGAGAUCGAAAUCGUAGUGGAAGUGAUCCUCUACAUCUUUAUUCUAGCUCUCCUGAUGAACAGAGUAAUUCAACCAAUAUGAAUUUAGCUAUACCCCAAUCAUCUGUAACUCGCAGCCACGGUAGUUUAUAUGACUCGAGCGAUACCAACCGUGACAAUUCAAAAAAUGUAGGAUUUGAACAAAUGUGGCAAAAUAGCAACUAUCAUCUGGAGAAAUCUUAUAUAUCUAUUGAUGAAAACACUGGAAGAACAUGGCCCGAUUCACUAAGCGACGAUGAUUUAGCUAAAUUACGACCAUUAUUGUUUCUCGAAUUGUCAACUAUGUUUGACAUCGCAGGUAUACCAUUUCAUAAAGGAAAACCUCAUAAGCGCAAAAGGAGAGAAGAAGGAACAAUUUUUGGUGUUUCUUUAUCAAAUCUUGUUGACCGUGAUUUAACGAUCACCAACCGUCGGAUUCAAGUACCUUUAAUUCUACAAAAAGUUUUUGGACAAUUAGAAAAACGUGGAUUGGGUGAGCAAGGUCUAUUAAGAAUGGCUGCUCCAAAAGCUAAGGUCGAAAAAUUAUGUUCAGCUAUAGAAAAAUACUUUUAUACCAAGCCAGAAGAAGUAGAUCAACUAUUUGAAAAGUGUUCUGUGCAUGAUUUGGUAGCAUUAUUGAAGCGUUUAUUAAGAGAUUUACCUGAAUUAUUACUAACCCACGAAUUGGUUAAUUUAUUUUACCAGAGUAACUCCAUACCUGAUACAGUGAGAGCAUUAAACUUAUUAGUUCUAUUGUUACCAACUGAGAAUAGGUCCUCACUACGGGCCCUUUUGCAAUUUAUGUCUAAGUUAGUUGAUUACCAACAAAGGCACAAUUUAGAGAAUAAAAUGACAGAACACAAUGUUGCAAUGAUUAUUGCUCCAUCAUUAUUUCCUCCUAGAUCUGUACAUUUAGAAAAAAAAGACUUGCAUUCACAUUUAGAUCAGGCUGCUAGAAGUUGCCGUCUAACCGAAACUUUGAUGAACCAUAUUGAAGAGUUAUGCAUAGUUCCUAUAGAUCUCAUGAACCAAUUAAGGCACAAUAAUGAAAUCUACCAACACCGCCUUAAAGAAAAUAAUAACCCUGUUAGGAGAUUGUUAGGUAAAAAAAAAACUGAUAUUGUCAACAAAAAGAUAAACAAUGAUUAUCAAGAAGGUGUUAUUAGAGUUGAUGCGCCUCAGUUUAGAAUUUCUGCAAUACCAUUAUUUUUAACAAACUCUACUACAGUUGGUGAUGUAAUACUCAAAAUUGUUGAAGAAGCUGCAAAACAGACUGUAACCAAAAAUGGUAAUUCAAUUAAACUAGGCCGAAAAGAUUUAAAAUCAAGAGCUUUGACUGAGUUGGCUCCUAAUGGAAAUCUGUCAUGUCUCUUAACAACUGCUGAUCCGGAUAUGGCUAUAAAAACACAUUUCUUAUAUGAGACUGGAGGAAAUAUAGGACACCGAAGAAUAGAACCUACAGCAAAUAUGAUGGCUGUAUAUCAAAUGAAUCCUAAUGCGCAAUGGUUUAUAAAAUGUGAUCACAGAAAUGGUAUUGCUCAUGUAUAACUCUUGUUGUGUUAGAACAGAUAUUUAUUUUUACAAUUUUUAUAAUGAUA
This is a messenger RNA of Daktulosphaira vitifoliae (grape phylloxera), 2585 nucleotides long. RefSeq names its product rho GTPase-activating protein conundrum-like. Gene Ontology annotation, cellular component: cytoplasm. Gene Ontology annotation, molecular function: GTPase activator activity. The transcript has 13 exons. Bases 265 to 2535 code for a protein of 756 amino acids. The record is from RefSeq and is a predicted model, not a curated record. Gene Ontology annotation, biological process: regulation of actin filament polymerization; signal transduction; regulation of small GTPase mediated signal transduction. NCBI's taxonomy places the organism in Eukaryota, Metazoa, Arthropoda, Insecta, Hemiptera, Phylloxeridae.